GAUUUAAAAGAGUCGAUACUAGAAUAGCAACAGCAAACAAUAUGGCGGGCGGCUUGAACGAUCCCGAACUGGAAGAAUUUUUACGUCGUGUGGAUGAGUUAGAAUCUGUUGUUGCAGGCGAGGCUGUUCCUGAUAAACCAGUAGAGGGCAGUGUUUCUUCAGCAGGAGAUCAGGCUAGCGUGCAACAGCAGAGGGAGUCGGUGGAUCGGACCGUCAUCAAUCAUGCAGCCCUCAGAGACGACAGUGGACCUACGACUAUUCAAAGAAAUGGAUCACCUUCACAAAGCCGAGGACCAGAUGAUUUUAUGAGAGCUCUGGAAGCAGACGCCAACGAGCGCGCAGAGAAACGCAAGAAGCGUAAAGCAGUGGCGACGGUUCUGAAAGAUCAGGGGAACCAGGCAUUCCAGAAAGGCGAUUUCACACGAGCCGUUGAGCUCUACACGCAGGGCCUGGAGCGUCUGAAAGACCUUGUAGUGUUGUACACCAACAGGGCACAGGCUUACAACAAAUUGGAAAAGUUUACAGAGGCAAUGGAGGACUGCCGGACGGCCUUGCAGCUUGAAGCCAACAAUGUGAAGGCGUUGGUGCACCUGGGCAAGGCCCAGCAGGGACUGAAGGAUUACCAGGCAGCCGCUACGACUUACCAAGAAAUCCUCAAGAUUGACGAGAAACACGAGAAAAUGGUCGCAGACUACAUUGCAGCCGUGAAUCUUGCCGAGUCCACGGCCAAGUCGGAUAUGGAGGCUGAGAGGCUGUUCAACGAGGGCGACGUCAAAGCAACAGGCGUUCAUGAGAUAGUAAUGAAACUCAAACAACCGCACCGGCCCACAGCCUACUAUGUCGGAGGAAUGCGUAUUUUAAGUCUCACGCUCAAUGACGACUCAUCCCGCGCACAGUUCAGAACAUUUGGUGGAUUUGACCUACUGACAGACCACCCGAUCAUCCAAAAAAGUCUUGACGAUGCAGCAGCCGGCGAGGAUCUGAAGUCUGGAGCUCACGACCUCAUGUGUACGACCCUUGACCUUUUCACCUCCGCUGUUAUGGACAAUGAGGAAAAUAUUGUCCAUCUGACACAUCUCAGUAUGGUCCCCGCCCAGGUGGUCGAUCUUCUGUGCAAUGCUUCCAGCCAGCUCCAGUCUCGAUGUGUUCGUCUCGUCUACACGUUGUCCAAGAACGAGAGGGGAUGCUGCACUGUACUUCAAAACCUUGAUGUGUUCAGGUUAUUGACAGCCUUGCUGACAUUCCUACGUGAUCCUAGGGCAGACUCCAUCGGUGCUAUUGCUGCUGAUCUGCUUGGACAAAUACAAAAUGAAAGGUUUGUUCCAAGGUUCUCGGCCACAGUUGGGGACUUCGAAGAGUUGAAUUCUGCCUUUGAAAAACUCCUGUUAAAGAAUGCCAAGAUACACCAGGCUGCUUUACUUCAGAGCGUACGCACCAUAUUCGCCCUGACCAAAGAGAAGUACGUUAGAAACAAGAUGAGAACAAAGAAUGUGAUUGCAGCUGUUGUCUGCACAAUGGAGAGAUUAAUCAAAAACCAAUCUGGACCCUUGAAUGAGAUGAUUCUUGUCGAUCUGACUGGACUGUUGAUGAAUAUUUUUGCCGAGAGCUGUCCGUCUGAAGGAAUGCACAAGGAGCUGAAGUCACUCUUUGGAAUGAUGAUGCAACUUCUCAAGAGCGAAAAUACGGACAUGAGACAGAGAGCUAUUGGUCUGCUUAGCCGAACGUUGCCAAAUACCAGUGAAAGUGUAAUAGAUGUAACCAAGCAAAAUGUCAUACCACAAAUCAUCGAUGUGAUGAAGAGUGAUGGAGACAGGUGCAGUCAGUAUGCCCUGAAGUGCCUGGCUGUGCUGACACAGAGGAGCGAGAAAGCAAAGAAGGAGCUGGUUAAAACUGAUCAAGAACUGCAAACCAUCCGUGAGCAGUUGACAGGAGACAGCGGCAUUUCCAUUGCCAACGCCGCGCUGAUCAUUGGGCAUUGCACCCAGGUACCAGGGCUCAGUGCAUCUCUUGUUAGUUCCGACAUCAUCAAGACAUUGUUGUCAAAUACGGACACAACGGGUGACGCGGUGAAGGAGAACUGCGCCAUUGCUCUGGCCAAACUUGCCACGACAGACGAAAGACAUCUUGAAAGAUUGAGAGAACUCGGCGGCAUCGGUAUUCUGCAUUCCUGCAUGAAAUACGUCAAACAGUGAGCACAGUGUCACCGCAGUGUCACCACAGUGAGAUACUAUCAACAGUCAACCCAACUAAGGGGAUCAAGAAUCAGUAAGUAGCCAAUAACAAUGGCUGUUAAAAAAAAGGGCUCAACACCUGUCAUGAAGUGGUAAUGUAUUUUUCUACAUUAACCCUUACCCUACUAGACCCUCCAACGCAUGCCAAUAUGUGCCUCAAGAAAAUCUCCUAUGUUUUUUGCAUGGCCCUCCAAU
Patiria miniata (bat star) is the source of this 2426-nucleotide messenger RNA. RefSeq names its product tetratricopeptide repeat protein 12-like (gene ttc12). NCBI's taxonomy places the organism in Eukaryota, Metazoa, Echinodermata, Asteroidea, Valvatida, Asterinidae. Gene Ontology annotation, molecular function: protein binding. The coding region runs from base 42 to 2192 and encodes 716 amino acids. The transcript has 17 exons. The record is from RefSeq and is a predicted model, not a curated record.